AUCUUUUAUGGAUUACGAGUAGCAGUUUUGAUUGAACGAAAAUUGUCUGGACACAAGUACUUUACGGGUAUCAAGUACACCGCCAAACCUUUCAUCCCGAACCGCACGCCUGGCGUGAAUCACUGCCACGAGGCAGCGCUGCGCACCCGGACUGCUGCGCAGUCGCGAGCCCAGGUGGCCGUGGCGCGCCAUGCGGUGGCACUGGGCGAGGCUACCGCUCCUGCUGCUCGCCGCGUGGGCGACGUGCGCCACGCCCGAUCAGAUUCGGCUGAGGGCCUCGCCAACGCCACGCUCGCCCCGGCCACGCCCCUCGCCGACGCGCUCUACUCCGACGCGGACGCGCCGCCCGUGGUGCGGUGCCUCAAAGAGGAGCGAGCGGUGAGCGAGACGGCGAGCGUGGUGCUGCGCACGUGCGUGCUGGUGGCGGAGGACACGCCCGAGUUCGGCUGCUCGCCGCACCCGGCCGCGCUGCACUGCUCGCUGUGCGCCGAGGACGAGUGCAACGCCGCCGCGCCGCUCGCGCUGCUGCCACCGCCGCUGCUGGUGGUG
Messenger RNA from Gryllus bimaculatus (two-spotted cricket), 549 nucleotides. The record is from the annotation of a GenBank genome assembly. Lineage: Eukaryota; Metazoa; Arthropoda; Insecta; Orthoptera; Gryllidae.